AUGGAGUACAAUAUCAUUUCAAAGAUGAAAGUUGAAGAGUUAAAAAACUAUUUGAAAUUAAGAGGAUUAAAAUUAAAUGGUAAAAAAGAAGAGCUAGUUGCUCGUGUAUUUGCUGCAAUAGAAAACAAUGUUCUACCAAUAAAAACAGCAGUAGAAGUUGAGGCAGAUUUAAAAAAAGAAUAUAAUUUGAAACUGGAAUUAGAAGAUAUGCAGAUACCUGAUCCGUUCAAAAUUUUUGAUGGCUGGAUGGACGAACAGGAGGGUAUGCCAUUCUGGCCAAUGUUAUUAUAUCCAGAUAUAUUUAAUUAUUUAAUGUUUAAUCCCUCAGAACUCGGAAGUAAUGACUUAAGUGACUAUAAAGACUCAAAAGCAUACAGCUACUAUAAAUCUUCCUGGCUUCAGCCUCUUAUGUAUCAUAAUUUAACAGGUAGUAAUUACUGUAUAUUUAAAUCAGAAUGUCGGAGAUCACAGUCUAUCAAUGAUACAUAUCAUAAACUGUGGCUAGUAUUAGAAAAAAGUGCUAGAAUUAAAGCCUGUCAUUGA
This is a messenger RNA of Hydra vulgaris (swiftwater hydra), 543 nucleotides long. The record is from RefSeq and is a predicted model, not a curated record. NCBI's taxonomy places the organism in Eukaryota, Metazoa, Cnidaria, Hydrozoa, Anthoathecata, Hydridae.